AGUGGGGCACUCUUGACUUUUGCAGGCUGCCGAGUGCCGCCACAAGAGCAUCAAUUGCAAGUUCUUGGGGAGACGGACGUGAAAAUAUUCAGGCGAUAACUGGGUCGUACGAACGCAAUAAGGAGUAUUCAUAAGGAUAAAGCCAUUAUUUUUGAAGAGCAAGUAUUGCAUACAACAUUUACUAUAGUAUUCCACGAUGACAAACACAACGAAAAGCAAAACUAGACCACAAAAGGAAACUGAGGAAAAACAUGGACUACCCUACAAGAUUGCAAAAACAGUAUACAUGGAUUCCUCCUGGAUCUGUAUGGGUAUGUUCUUGGAACUAUCGGGACCCACGCUGCAGGACCUCAAGUAUCGAGUUAGCGCCAACUAUGAAGAAGUUUCACGUGCUCUUAUAGGACGAAGUAUAGGUUAUUUCAUUGGGGCGUUUUUUGGUGGCUACCUCUGUGACCGCUUCAAACGCUACGUGGAUCUCCUCACGGCGUUGGCUUUGCUGGUUGGAACCGUGGGAACGUUUCUAGCGCCCUACAGUAGCAGUGUGGAACUCCUUCUGGCGAUGUUCGCACUCCAGGGUCUCGCAGAGGGAACUCUCGCCAUAAUUGGAAAUGCCAUGUUUAUCCGAGUAUGGCGAGAAAAGGCAUCAGCGCCAAUACACUCUUUGCAUUUCUCCUAUGGCGUUGGUGCCUUCUUCGCUCCGAUAAUCGCACGCCAGUUUCUUGCACCAUCCAUUGAUGUAACAAUUAUGCAGAAUGCUGAAAAUGACACGAACAUGGAGGGGCUGCUUCCAACUACAGGAGAUAUAAAUGAGACAUUGUUGGCAUCAUAUAGGAAUAAUUCAACAAAUAUCACCACUACGGUGACGGCAUUCGAGUUGUCGAAGAUCGAGUAUUCCUAUAUCAUCGUGGCCUGCGUCUCCAUCGCCAUGCUACUGGUGGCACUGGCGUUCCAGUUCCAUGCUUCGUGCGUCGGUCCUAAACCUCAAAGCGAGAAAAUCAGUUUUAUUGAUAUAUUUUCUCCUGGAUCUUGCGCACAGGGAGAUAAAGCCUUCGGCUUGGCCGUCUUGGUUCUGAUUUUCCUGUUCUAUUUCUUUCUUGUCGGUUGUGAUCACACAGCCAGUAAACUUUUGUACAGCUAUUCUCGUGACACGCCCAAUCAGUUCAGCGUCGGGGAUGCCACCCUGCUGAACUCUGUCUACUGGGGCUCGUACUCUAUAGGGAGAGGAUUACCCAUAUUCUUCGUGGAAUGGAUCCCAGUUACAUACCUCAUCAUCGGAGAACUGAUUGGCAAUUUGGCUGCUAUAGUCGUCUUAUCUAUCUUCGCUGCCAGCAACCCCAUGGUGCUGUGGGUGUGUGCCUCGGCGUACGGUGCCUUCAUGGGGCCCAUCUUCGCGUCCAUCGUUACCUGGAGUGGGCACUACGUCGAAGUCACUGGAAUGGUAAUGGCGGUCAUCUACGUCGGAUCAGCGACAGGUGCGUUCGCUGUCCAGUGGAUAGCGGGCUACUUCUUUGAGUACACGGGGCCGCACACUCUGAUGUAUGUGUUAUUGGUGUGCAGUGUGGCCUACGCUGGUGUGUUUGUUGUUGAUCUCGGUCCCAGUUUUGUAUGGACCAGACUGUGUGUAUGUGGAACAACGCAAUAUUCACAUGUUCAAUGA
This is a messenger RNA of Lingula anatina, 1657 nucleotides long. RefSeq names its product sodium-dependent glucose transporter 1C-like. Gene Ontology annotation, molecular function: D-glucose transmembrane transporter activity. Gene Ontology annotation, biological process: transmembrane transport. NCBI's taxonomy places the organism in Eukaryota, Metazoa, Brachiopoda, Lingulata, Lingulida, Lingulidae. The record is from RefSeq and is a predicted model, not a curated record.